Tricharina praecox is the source of this 1448-nucleotide messenger RNA. RefSeq names its product ankyrin repeat-containing domain protein. The transcript has a single exon. The record is from RefSeq and is a predicted model, not a curated record. The coding region runs from base 110 to 1228 and encodes 372 amino acids. NCBI's taxonomy places the organism in Eukaryota, Fungi, Ascomycota, Pezizomycetes, Pezizales, Pyronemataceae. Gene Ontology annotation, cellular component: ciliary inversin compartment. Gene Ontology annotation, molecular function: protein binding. Gene Ontology annotation, biological process: protein localization to ciliary inversin compartment.
AAGCCAGAUAGUUACCCACCACACAUAAAAAAAAAAAAAAAGCCCGCACAACCCGUCCGUCCGUCCGUCCCUCCCCGCCGCCGCCGCCACCGCCGCCCGUCCAACCGUCAUGCCAGCAUCACUGCCCACGCUCCCCACGGAGCUACUCUACAAGAUCGGCGGCUUCAUCGCCUCCUCCCCCGCGACGCUGCGCGCACUGACCCUCACCAGCCGACGUUUCCACAUCGUGUACACGCGCGCGCUGUACGCACUCGCGCCUCUGCACCGGUUCUCCCACGACUCCUCGACGGUGCUGCACUGGGCGAUCCAGCACAACCGCGCACGCGUGUUCACGCUUCUGCUGCCGCUGUGCCACAGCACCGUCAACCGCAUCCGACAGACGCCGCUGCACGUGGCGCUGAAGCACGUGCACCCCGAGUUCACGGCCGCGCUGCUGGCGCUCCCGGCGAUAAACGUUAACGCCGCCGACUCCCUCGGGUCUACGCCGCUGCAUGUCGCUGUCGCUGCGGGCGAUGUCGAUGCAGUAGCACGGCUGUUCGCCGCUGGCGCGGAUAUAAUGCGCGCUGAUAAUGCGGAGCGCACGGUGCUGCACACCUUGGCGUAUCCGCCGACCCCGCCGUCGAAUGCGCUGGUGCGCCUGCUGCUAAAGAACGGCGCGGAGGUCAGGGUCGUCGAUAAGUUUGGGAAGACGGCGCUGCAUUGGGCGUGUGGGAAUGGGCAUGAGGAGAUGGUGCGGCUGCUGCUGGAGGCGGAGGCCGGCGGCCAGAAGCUCGUUAAUCACUGCGAUGGGAGGGAUAGGACCCCGCUGUGGUUGGCUGCCGAGAGGGGCUAUGAUAGGAUCGUGGAGAAGUUGCUCAAGGCGGGGGCUCAUCUCUACGGAGAGUGUCCGCUGCUCAUCGCGGCGGGGAUGGGAAGGGUGCAGGUGGUUAAGCUUUUGGUGGGAGAAUUUGGGGUUCUGCCUGGGGCUAUGGAGAGAGCUACCGAAAACGGGUUUUGGGAGGUGAGGCAAGUGCUUCUGCAGUAUGGUACGAGGGUACCGGGAAAUUCGGGCAUGGGCUAUUGGGGAUGGCAUCACGAUUCUAUGAUGAAGAGCGGGCUGGGGAGUGUCUGCGGAGACAAGAGGAAAGGGGAGGUCGAGGGCCAACAGGCUGUCAGAUGCAGCAGGCGGCGACUGGAGCAGCCCAUCACCGAGUGGCCCGAAUGGCCCGAGUGGCCGGCGAUGGAAUGAGUAAGGGUUGGUUUAUUGGGCAGUAGUUUGUCCGUUCGAUGUGUGUUCUAACUGCUAGGUGGAUUCCAUUAUUGUUUUUCCUUUGAGCGAACAUUUAGAAUUGAGCGCGGAGUAAUGGUGUGUUUUUCUUCUGCAGUUGAUGUCCGUCUUUGGGGCUUUUUGGGGGUAUAUCGGAUCUAGGCGCACACGAGUACAAUGAAUUGACCUAGGAAUUCUUCAC